Messenger RNA from Ziziphus jujuba (common jujube), 999 nucleotides. Its product is annotated as calmodulin-7. Gene Ontology annotation, molecular function: enzyme regulator activity; calcium ion binding. The record is from RefSeq and is a predicted model, not a curated record. Lineage: Eukaryota; Viridiplantae; Streptophyta; Magnoliopsida; Rosales; Rhamnaceae.
UGUUCGUUUGUCCGAGCCAAACACGCGUACGAAAGCCUCUCUCUCUCUCUCUCUCUCUGUACUUAUCUCACUCUCUCUCUCUCGCUCUCUCCCCAUUUUCUCAGAGAAAAGCAGAGAAAAAAAAAAAAAAAAAGGAUAAAAAAGCGAUUUAUCUGUAGAAAAAGAGAAAUUUACGAUGGCCGAUCAACUCACCGACGACCAGAUCUCCGAGUUCAAGGAAGCCUUUAGCCUUUUCGACAAAGAUGGCGACGGUUGCAUCACUACCAAGGAGCUUGGAACAGUGAUGAGGUCACUGGGUCAGAACCCAACUGAGGCAGAGCUCCAGGACAUGAUUAACGAGGUUGAUGCUGAUGGUAAUGGGACCAUCGACUUCCCUGAGUUCCUAAAUCUAAUGGCCAGAAAGAUGAAAGAUACUGAUUCUGAGGAGGAGCUGAAAGAGGCAUUCCGAGUUUUUGACAAAGAUCAGAAUGGUUUCAUCUCUGCUGCUGAGCUGCGUCAUGUGAUGACAAACCUUGGCGAGAAGCUUACCGAUGAAGAGGUGGAUGAGAUGAUUCGCGAAGCUGAUGUUGAUGGUGAUGGCCAGAUAAAUUAUGAGGAGUUUGUCAAGGUGAAUGGCAAAAUGAAGACCCCAUCUUCACCAUAAUAUAAAAUGAACAUGAUCUUCAUUAAAAGGACGAAAAAAAAAAAAAAAAAAAAAAGAAGGAAAACGGGAUUAACUAUUAUAAAGGGAUUCCUAGUUUCCUCCCUUUCAGUUUUUAUUUGAUGGUUUUUGUAAUCAAUCCUUUGUAGAUGUAGUCCUGUUCUGAUGUUGUGGUGGAAGUGUUGUUUAGUCUUUGCCUUUCAUAUGUGUCUUGUGAUAAAAGUGUCUUGGUAGUUUAAAUUUUUUUUUUAUUUUUUUAUUUUCCAUUUUAUGGUCUCUUUUGAACGUAGAUUACCAUGGGAGGGAUUCAGUGUUCAAUGUUGCAUGGAUAGCUCAAUUGAUUAUUUAACCUUUGUCUA